Molecule: messenger RNA, 2407 nt
Organism: Nerophis ophidion (straightnose pipefish)
Lineage: Eukaryota; Metazoa; Chordata; Actinopteri; Syngnathiformes; Syngnathidae
Gene: cabp5a
Product: calcium binding protein 5a
Exons: 7
Coding region: 197-706 (169 amino acids)
Molecular function (GO): calcium ion binding
Source: RefSeq, a predicted model, not a curated record
CUGCGCAUCAUAACCAAGACUGGAUGCAAGCAGGCAGCCACACCUCCCCUGAUCUGACAAACUCGCAGCAUCCAGGCGGGGUGGCGUGGCAAGCUGGGAGCAAUUCCAAGACAACCUGUCAAUAUAGAGGGAAAAAAAACAUUUUGAACAUUGGAUGUUGCAUAUAAUGUGAUUGGUUAAACCACAACAAGCAGACAUGAGUUUGGGAGCGGCGUGCAUCUUCCUGCGAGGCGGGAAAAACAUUUCGAGAGAGUUGGCGGAUGAUGAGAUCGAUGAACUGCGUGAAGCGUUCAAUGAGUUUGACAAGGACAAGGACGGCCUGAUCAGCUGUAAGGACCUGGGCAACCUGAUGAGGACCAUGGGAUACAUGCCCACUGAGAUGGAGCUCAUUGAGCUGAGCCAAAACAUCAACAUGAACCUUGGCGGCCGAGUUGACUUUGAGGACUUUGUGGAACUGAUGGCACCCAAACUUCUGGCAGAAACUGCUGGCAUGAUUGGUGUGAAGGAGCUGAAAAAUGCCUUCAAAGAGUUCGACGCGGAUGGCGACGGCGAGAUCACAACAGAGGAGCUGCGUUCCGCCAUGAAUAAGCUAAUGGGGGAGCACAUGAGCCGCAGGGAGAUAGACACCAUAGUCAAAGAGGCGGACGACAACGGAGAUGGCACGGUAGACUUUGAAGAGUUUGUCAGAAUGAUGUCCCAUCAAUGACCACAAAAUGCUGACCGGACCUUUGCACCUGUGCUACAUUUUCAGUCAAAACUCAAGCAAGUUCCUCUGCUAUGCAAAGACUGACAAUCAAGAAACUAAAUUUACAGUGGUACCUUGAUUUUCUGAAUUCAUCCGUUAAUGAAAGUUUUCAACAUGAAAUAAUAAAUCCAAAUAAUCCGUUCCAGACACCCAAUAAUGCUAACACAGAUGGAGAAUCAUUUUACAUUAGGAAUGACAUGGUUACACGUACAUUUAAGAUCAACUUUAGCGUUUAUUGAAGACUUUAUUGAGUGGCGUCACAUCUGUACUUUGCUACGACGUCCUUCUUGAAUUCAAUAGUUGGAGGACGGCAUGGCUCAGUUGGUUGAGCGACCGUCCCAGCAACCUGGUUCGAUCCCCGGUUAACAUCUGGCAACGUCGUUUGUAAACAGAUUUAUGGCCGACCUAGUUUGAUCCCAGGCAUCCGCCGUCCUCGUCACGUCCGUUGUGUCCUUGAGCAAGACACUUCACUCUUGCUUGUUGUGGUGCAUGUGUGUGUGAAUCAGUGUGUGAAUGUGGACAUAGCGUCAAAGCACUUUGAGUACCUUGAAGGUAUAAAAGCGCUAUACAAGUAUAACCCAUUUACGAUUUGUUAUAUUCACGAACGCAUGGAUGACGUAUGAGGGACAUUAUUCAGAAUUACCUCUUAAACACACUACUGAAAUGCUCUCACAUAAACAACUGAAAUGUUUUUCUCUCACAUGCACUGCUGAAACACUCUUCCACACACUACUGAAACACUCUUACACACAGUACUGAAAUGUUCCCACAUAAACAACUGAAAUGUUUUUCUCUCACAUGCACUGCUGAAACACUCUUACACACACUACUGAAACACUCUUACACACACUACUGAAAUGCUCUCACAUAAACAACUGAAAUGUUUUUCCCUCACACACACCACUGAAACACUCUUAUACACACUACUGAAAUGCUCUCACAUAAAAACUGAAAUGUUUUUCUCUUUCACACAAUACCGAAACACUCACACACUACUGAAACACUCUUUUACACACAACUGAAAUGCCCUGACAUAAACAACUGAAAUGUUUUUCUCUCACACACACUACUGAAACACUUUCCUAAACACUACUGAAUAUUUUCUGUCUCACGCCCACACACUUUUGGAAUUAUUUUUCACGCAUGGACGACGUCUGUGUGCUCACACAGCUUUGUGUGCAUUAACUGAUGCAAUCACACACACGGGAGAGAAAGUUAUACGGCACAACAUGUCACACUGUCGUGACUCCCUUCACGUCCUAUGAAGUAAUUUUGGUGAAAGUAUUUGCAAAGUCAAACCGGGGAACAUGAUAACAGAGGUAUCACUGUAUCUCUGUUUUGCUUAUUUAUUCCUUGACCUGUGCAAUACUGAUAAUGUUAACAGAUUAGGUUACAUUACACAUUAGUGAAUAGAAUAAUUAUUCCAAGUAUCUACAAUGAUAUACCGCUUUCUGUGUUUUAUAACAUGAGUCUGUGUGAGUCAUGUGUUUUUUUGCGAGAGAUUCAUUCUGCAUAGCAACACAAAUAGUACCUAACUUGCAUAACACAUAGCUUUCAGGUUGUAUAGUAAAACAAUAGGAUGAAAUAUGUAUGUUGAAACAAUAGGAUGAAAUAUGUAUGUUCCAGAGCUAGGAUUUGGACAAUAAACACUAUGCAGUCAAA